ACUACUAGCAAUAACAUAGGAAAGGAAGCAACAAGAAAGAAUCAGAUUAUUGGCCUAAUCAAAGAUCACUAUCUCAAGGGAAAGAAUUAAUUAGCAAAUCAAGAAGAAAAGGAAGAAUAAAAAUGGCUCAUUUGAAAGUUGUAGCCGCAAUGUCCAAUUGUAUUUCUACAAGAUUGAUGGUGCCUGCAGGAAGUAUAUGGAUCUAUAGAGGCUUUGUUAGUGCCACAAGACCUUCUCAAAAAAUUGAUAAAGAGACAUGCCAAAAGAUCAUAGAAGCAGCAGAAGCAGUGAAAGAAGGGGCUAAAGAAGUGAAGAGUGUAGGUGAAUUUGUCAAAGAAACAGUUUCUUCUAGUGCAGGAAAUGUAAUGUCGGAGAUGGCAAAGGCAGCACUAGAAAAGGCAACUGAAAAAGAAGAGAAAGGUGCAUGGGAUAAAGUCAAGGACACUGCUAAUGACAUCAAGAAGAAAGUCGUUGGCAAGUGACUUUCCUAAUUAAUUAGCCUUAAUUACAUAGAGUUUUAAGUUUUGUACAAUGUCGAUGCAAAAAAUUGUCACUAAGUGUAAUUUGAUUGAUAUAACAGGUUACUACCUUAUUUUUCACAUUAUCAUACCAAGAUUAACGUGGAAAAAGUACAUGUUAUUGUAGGUCAUUAACUUUGAUAGUGCUACCGUUUGCUACUGAAUUGUAAUAUUCCCCAAUUCUUUAGAUGUUAAUCAUUUACUUAUUAAGUUUUCCAUAUCUAAUGAGAUACGUAGG
Molecule: messenger RNA, 756 nt
Organism: Lycium ferocissimum
Lineage: Eukaryota; Viridiplantae; Streptophyta; Magnoliopsida; Solanales; Solanaceae
Exons: 3
Coding region: 123-482 (119 amino acids)
Source: RefSeq, a predicted model, not a curated record